GGCGACAUGUUGAUUUUUUUCAUAGGUUCUGUGAAGCCGAUACGGAUCGCUGUCAUUGCUACAAAAUGUCUUUGUAGUUAUCAGGGUGUAGGUCAUAUAAUUGUAGACUUAUUAACUAAUCCGUGCUAAUUUCCGUAUGUUUAAACGAUUAUAAAGAAAAAGAAGAGGAUCCGCUCCACCCGAAAUCAGGGGUAGCUAUGCAAGUGGUGUCAGUGCGUUCGAGGUAAUACAGUGGUCGCGGUUGGACUGAUGAUGAGGGCACAUUGAGAGGCACCACGGCUUCCUCAGUGGCGGGCGGCGCGCGGGGAGCGGAGUCUCCUUCGCAGGCCAACCAGGACACGGUCGACAACGCCACUCCCACCUGCUGGUGGUCGGCGUGGUCUGCGAUGGGGUGCUUCGGCUCCCCGGGCGGCAAGAGCGGCGGCGAGGGCGACGACCUCAAGUCGCAGAAGCGCCGCAGCGAUGCCAUCACGCGCCAGCUACAGAAAGACAAGCAGCUAUACCGGGCAACGCACCGGCUACUGCUGCUGGGCGCGGGCGAGUCGGGCAAGUCGACGAUCGUGAAGCAGAUGCGCAUCCUGCACGUGAACGGCUUCUCGGACAAGGAGCGCCGCGAGAAGAUCGAGGACAUCAAGAAGAACAUCCGCGACGCCAUACUGACUAUAACGGGUGCAAUGAGCACUCUCACCCCGCCAAUACCACUGGAGAAAGCUGAAAAUAAGGCGCGCGUCGACUAUAUACAGGACGUGGCGUCACAACCGGACUUCGACUACCCGGCGGAGUUCUACGAGCACACGGAGGCGCUGUGGAAGGACCAGGGCGUGCAGCGCACGUACGAGCGCAGCAACGAGUACCAGCUCAUCGACUGUGCCAAGUACUUCCUGGACCAGGUGCACAUAAUAAAGCAGCCCAAUUACACGCCCACCGAGCAGGACAUCCUCCGCUGCCGUGUACUCACCUCCGGCAUCUUCGAGACGCAGUUCGUCGUCGACAAAGUCAAUUUCCAUAUGUUUGACGUGGGCGGUCAGCGUGACGAGCGGCGCAAGUGGAUCCAGUGCUUCAACGACGUGACGGCGAUCAUCUUCGUGACGGCGUGCUCCUCGUACAACAUGGUGCUGCGCGAGGACCCCACGCAGAACCGCCUGCGGGAGUCGCUCGAUCUCUUCAAGAGCAUAUGGAACAACAGAUGGCUGCGUACGAUAUCGGUGAUCCUGUUCCUGAACAAGCAGGACCUGCUAGCGGAGAAGGUGCUGGCUGGCAAGUCGCGGCUGGAGGAGUACUUCGCGGACUUCGCGCGCUACACCACGCCGCCAGACGCCGCGCCCGACGCGCGGGACCACCCCGAGGUGGCGCGCGCCAAGUACUUCAUUAGGGACGAGUUUCUGCGUAUAAGCACAGCGAGCGGCGACGGCAAGCACUACUGCUACCCGCACUUCACGUGCGCCGUCGACACGGAGAACAUCAAGCGCGUGUUCAACGACUGCCGCGACAUUAUACAGCGCAUGCACCUGCGUCAGUACGAGCUACUCUAACCUCACACUAGACAAGCCAUGAAAGUAGCGAGCCGGGCUGCCCACGGCGGCCGGCCCCCUCAGCAAUAUAUAUUGAGUGUACUCGUACGCGCACUGUGAUCGCCGCAGCACGCCACGCCGACAACGCCAGCUUGGGACGAUAACGAACAUUACACUUCAUUCGUUACAGACAGAAUAUCAAGUGCAACAAGAAAGUAAGAAAAAUAUGCUUAAUUUAUUCCGAACAGUUCAAAAGCAGAUACAUAAACAAAAAAGAUUUUAUAGACAAAUCAAAAUUGAAAUAAGAAUAUUUUGGCAGAAUCAGGGCUAAGUCCCCUUCGAUUCAAAAAUCGAAUUUGCAAAUAAAUGAUAUUAGUUAUUUCCUGCCAGUUCAGUUUUUUUAGUAUUUUUAGUAGCUGAAACCUUUAUAAUCUGUUUCAUUCCAAAGUCAAAUUAAAAAAAUAUAUAUAUUUAUGAAGUAAAAAUCGCGUUCGGAUAUUCUCCCAAGUUUAGGCUGACGUUCGGAUAGUGUGUAGUGUACAGUGGCCGCAUGGUGUUUCCGGGACUCUCGCGCUGGCAACUAUUCCACGAUAUUGGGUGUGAGGCGCUCGUCACUAUGCUUAUAUUUAUUAUUUUUUAAAUUUAGCCUUUAUAUGGUCCAUUAAUAGACACAGGCCUUCCUUUCUUCAAGUAAAGGCUACUCUAUUGCGGGUUGGUGGAUAAUUAACUUAUGAAGUUUUAAUAAGGAUGGAACUGAAAAUAUUUGAUAUAUUUACUGGAUUUUUUUCUUUGAUAGUAUGAGUUUGAAUCUUAGACUAAAUAGACGAUUGAAAGGUCUUACUAUUUCUUUAAGUUACUUAAUAAGAAAAUGUGGAAAGCUGCUAAAUGUAAAGAAAUGAAUGAAGGCUUGAUAACCUUAAAAAUAUCGUUUAAUAUUUACUAAGUCUUAAUUUAUAAAGAGCGUGUGACUACUGUCAUCUAGGCGAAUGAGAUUUCGUUAGAAAGAAAUGAAUGGAAUGUUGUAUGUAAUGUGAAACUGUUUUUUUAAAACUUCAUAAAGUAUCAGACAAAAAAUCCAUUGGGUUUAUUUAAAUGUUUUCAGUAUCGUCUUUGCCGUAUAAGUCGUAAAGUCAGUUUAUAUUUCAUGUCGGGGCUUGAAAGUGGUUAAGGUAUUACGUUAGCGUAAUUAUAAGGCUACCGGUAUGGAAUUACGAUACUGAUUUCCUAUUGGCUAAUCAAAUUAGUACCGAUUACUUAUUGGAUACUCAAACCAAUGCCGAUUUCUUGUUAAUUAAAUAGGUAAUUUCAUACCGGUAGCGUAGCUUUAUACCUUAACCGUUUUCAAGCCCUGGUCGUGACUAUUUUAUAAAACUUUAUAAAACUAAAUAUCGGGGAGGGCUUUACUAUAACCAUCGUAGAGAGGCAGAAAGUAAUCUAAUUUUUACUACUUAAAACUAUAUAGUGACUUGCGCCAUUGACUGUUGAGUCGAUUCAAUCGACGAAUUUCGGUAAUUAUAGUGCCAAUCGCGGAUCGCCCCUCUAUUCUCAAACUGCGUUCCGAUUCGUGCAACCAUACACAUUCGGCUCGGCGUGUACAGUCAUGAGCAAUAUAAUAGACCCACUUAAGGACUCUGACGCACUAACAUAUUUGACAUUUAGUGAGGCUUACAGUUCAAUUUGUCAAAAAAGUUAAUGUGACAUGGUACCAAAGUGUACCGUACCGAGACUGUUUAAUAAUAAUGCCAAUUGGCAACAUGUUUCUAAGCACGAAUCGGAACACGAAAUAUACGAUUGUAAUAGACUUGAAUAUUUCUCAAUAAAGAAAUGUUAAGAUCUAGUUUUCUACAGAACUUAUCCAAUGCUUUUAAAAGUAAUUUUCACAACUGCCAGUAUAAUCCUGGUGGUACUACUCUACUGUAAAUCAAUCGGGCAAUAUAUUUGUGCGAUAGUUGUCACAUACGACGCGUAUUUGAGUUGCCAAGCGUACACUAGGUAAUAUAACACCAAAUAUGGAUUUUGAAAGAGUACUAAAGUUCUAUGACGUUUUAUGAAAACAAGCUUGGGAAUUCAAAUGCGUGGAUAUUUUUUUAGAAUAGUGUGGGUAUCACGGGCGGUAUAUACAUUGUUUAUAUUAAGGAUCAUUGGUGUAUAGAGGUUCCCUGGAGGCUAGAUAAGUAUUCCUUUAUGUAGAGCGCACGCUUUACCUCCUUCGUAUAAUGUCGACUUUUCUUUAAUGCAUAUCACUGUAGCGCAAGAGUAUGCUCAAAAGUAGGCCAAAUUUUGUUUACCAUUUUGUAUUUGUUCGGUAAAUAAGCUGUGUACUAAAUUCACUGCGCAUGUGUGCGGCUCAGCACCUCGGUCGGCUUAACACAAUAUUGUAUUUGGUGCCGAUUCGGUUAACCACAAACUUAAUUUGACAGGACUAAAACUAUCUCCAUCCCUUUCUUACACUUUUAUUCUUUUGAUUUUUAAACUCUUUUGACACUUAUUGUUAGUGAAGGACGGCGCUAGUCUAAGAGCUGCCAGACUAAAAUUAGUUAAAACUAAAGUUUGUGUCCGUCAGAUUAGGCAUAAUUGUGUAAUGGCGUAGUGUCGCUCGUCUUUUGUUUUAUAAAAGUGUAUAACAAAUACCGAGCCGAACACAUGUGUAGAGAUAUGUUUGGUGCAAGCACUUAAAUAGAAUACAUGAUAGACCACGAACUUCGUAUUGAACUAAGGUGCGCCCAAAAAUACAGUCCCAAAUAUAUAAGUCUUAAUAAAAUGCAGCUACUACACACAAAUGUUUAUAUACAGAUUCUUAUGUUAUUUAAAUAGUGAAAUAUACAAUAUUAUGUAUAGCUUUUUUUGUUUACGUAGCACAAUAUACUAUCUGACUUGAAUUAUGGAAUUGUUAUGUCUGUAUAUUUUUGAUUGCAGAGAAUAUAUUUUUUUUCUACUGUUUAGUUUAAAACGUGGUGAUCCUAACUGUCGUGUCAUUGUUUUUCUUUUUUUGUUGAGAUGAAUAUUUUUAGGUUUAUGAUGAUUUAGUUUCUAUGGAUUGUAUGUCUUCCAAUGUAUCUACCUAUAGUUUUUAUAAUUAACAUUUCUUUUUUGUUUUUAUGAAAUGACUUAUUUUAGCAGCUACGUUUAAUUGUUUACAUUUAGCACAAUUUUUGACUAAAAAUAUAACAAAUGGCAAGAGCUUUGCUGUAGGUUUAAAUUAGAUUAUUUAAAUAUUUUUUAAUAUGAGCUUUUAGGGGGGCUACACACAUGUGCGGUUGGCGCCCGCUCGGGUGGACAGCGGCGAGCCAAAUGUGUGUGUAGCGUCCUUUAGUGUAAUAUUAAGGUCCAAAGAUACAAGUGCUGACCGUAUGUGAUACGGCCGGAAGAGCGAAUAUCAAUAUUUAGCAGUAUUUGAUUUAAAGAAAAUGAAUAUUUCAAAGAAUUAUUAUUCGGAUUAUAGUUAUAAUAGAUUCUACGUUUUUCUUCGUUUUAAGGAUGUUAGCCUUAAGUACAAAAUGUUACUAACAGACGCGCCCUAACCUAACAUUAAUUAGCAAUUUAUUAUUUAUAAACAUUGGUUUAUGUACUUACCCUUACGUCUGGUGCCGUGCAGUCUGCUGUAUGAGUGGGGCUUUCCAACCAAAACAUAAGUUCACGACUAUAUACCAAUUGGGGUAGUCAGAGGUACAUCCAUCGCUAGAUAAACAAACAAAACUUGAAGGAUCAUUAUUAAUACACAAACAUUGAAAUAUAACAUCGGAACAGUUUGAUAACUAAAAAGAGGCCUUUAUAAAUAGCAAUCUCAUUCAGUCAACCUUAUGAAGAAAAGAUUAAUAAGUAGAGCAGGCAGUCGACAAUAAGUCAUCACAAGAAAUAUACUAAUUAUUAAUACUUUUAAUUAAUUUAAAAGACCAACAACAUUACAGCAUCACGCCUCUAUCCCAAAAGGGUUGAGCAGUGGUGUGCAGUAUAUACCACUCCUCGCCACCUAUGUUUAAGUUCCAUGUUAAUUAAAAGAAAAUAAUUUUCCAAAUCGCUCCAGGUGUCUUCGAGCAAUCGGGGAACGUACAUAAAAAAAGUUCCCGACUAAUUGAGAACCACCUUUUUUUAAAGUCGGUUAAUAAACUGAUAAAUUACUCAUUCGCUGACUAGCACAACCAGACACUGUUAUUAGGAUCUUUAUAUAUAUUAAAAAAAGAACAUAUUUCCCCUAUCGUUAUUUAUAACCGACUUGAAUCUGAACAACUACUAAGUUUUAAGUAGUACAUUGUUUUAUAUUAUUUUCUAUUGGAGAUAUCGUGUAUAUUAAAAUAAAUCUUAUGUAAAAAAAUAUUUAAUCAUAAAAGGCAGCUAAGUUAAUCUUUUUAAUUUUCUAAACAUAUUACGGGUACCUGAUAUUGUUACAAUUGUCAUAGUAACAGCUAUUUUUUUACAGAGACCAAAUUAAUUGAAUAUCACAUAACACCAGCGGGCUUAGCACCGUAAGCACGCGACUCUUUCUCGCCGCGACAGAGAUCGUCUGUCUCUUUCUGUGCAGUACUGUGAGAGAGUGACGGGUGACGUAUGUCGAGGCGAGAGAGUCGCGCGCUAACGGUGCUAAGCCCGCUGGUAUUAUCAAAGAUUGAAUGUUUAUCUCCAAAAGAAAAUAAUAAUUGGCUAGUUUCCAACUAGUCAAAUCAGUUACUUUUUACUAAAGAAACACGAAAUUACUAUAGAUUUUGUAUGGAAAAUCAAACUGUGACGUCAUAGAAAAACGUGAUAAAAUGUCGGACUUAUUAUUACGUUUUUCUUGAUUAAAAUUCAUAAAGAAGUUAAAUUAAAAAGGAAACUAUUUUUCGUUACUUUUAAAUUUGUCUUUAUUUAGUAAUCAGAAUUUCAUAAUUUAUCUUUGACCUAGGAAACUACCAAUUGUUAAAUUAAUCAUAUAUGGUCCUUAAUAUAAGAAUGGAAGCUGGAGUAAUGUAAUGUGCCAUAUUAUGAUGUGUUGCCAGCGGAGACACCAUCCCUUAAUGUUACCAUAUAUAAAAAUAUCUACAAAUGUAUUGACUCUGUGAGCUACUCCUUCCUCUUAAAUACUUGUAAAGUAACAGAUUGCUAUAUUUUGCUUUUUAAUAACACUAUCGUUAUUAUUUUUUUAAAUAUAACUAUAUUGAGAAUUGUA
Molecule: messenger RNA, 6654 nt
Organism: Pectinophora gossypiella (pink bollworm)
Lineage: Eukaryota; Metazoa; Arthropoda; Insecta; Lepidoptera; Gelechiidae
Gene: Galphas
Product: guanine nucleotide-binding protein G(s) subunit alpha
Exons: 11
Coding region: 387-1532 (381 amino acids)
Biological process (GO): sensory perception of chemical stimulus; adenylate cyclase-activating dopamine receptor signaling pathway
Cellular component (GO): heterotrimeric G-protein complex
Molecular function (GO): G protein-coupled receptor binding; GTPase activity; G-protein beta/gamma-subunit complex binding
Source: RefSeq, a predicted model, not a curated record